Messenger RNA from Camelina sativa (false flax), 510 nucleotides. RefSeq lists its product as uncharacterized. NCBI's taxonomy places the organism in Eukaryota, Viridiplantae, Streptophyta, Magnoliopsida, Brassicales, Brassicaceae. The record is from RefSeq and is a predicted model, not a curated record.
AUGAUUAGAUGCAAGAGCGCAUAUCCUCAUACCUUACACUGGCUAUUUGUGGCAUCGCACUUAUCAGCAGCACCAUCAGCUGCAAUAGGUAAGCAGCAUGGGAAAGCACAUGUUCAUUCUCCGGCAAUGCUUGUUUCUGGUUCCCCCAAGGUUGAUUCAUCCUCAUCCUCAUCCAUGACCAAGAUUGAUGAGCCUGCAACAAACUCUGUUCCUGAUUCCACCAAGGUUGAUUCAUCAUCCUCCUCCAUGAUGACCAAGAUUGAUGAGCCUGCAACAAACUCUGCGAUAGCCGGUUUCUUCAGGCAUAAGUUCCCAUUCCAAGGCUGGCCUUUCCACAAGUAUGCUCCUUUCCCAAUGGGUAAGCCUACAAAUCCCUCUGUACCUGCAACAACACCGUCGUCUUCUGGAGCUGCUUCUGCUGAGGAAGAGGAAUCUGAGAAGGUGCCUUCUUCUCCAAACAAAGGAAACAACAGAGAUGGAGGCAACGCAUAAUGAUUGAAGAUUUACUGU